Messenger RNA from Apus apus (common swift), 1603 nucleotides. RefSeq names its product BCL2 interacting protein 3 (gene BNIP3). Gene Ontology annotation, cellular component: mitochondrial envelope; nucleus; mitochondrial outer membrane. Lineage: Eukaryota; Metazoa; Chordata; Aves; Apodiformes; Apodidae. Bases 63 to 671 code for a protein of 202 amino acids. The transcript has 6 exons. Gene Ontology annotation, biological process: mitochondrial outer membrane permeabilization; positive regulation of apoptotic process. The record is from RefSeq and is a predicted model, not a curated record.
CCGCCGAGCCGCAGCACCCGCGCGCAGCGUGUCGCUCCGCCGCAGGGCCGCCGGCGCGCGCCAUGUCGCGACACAGCUCGCAGGACGAGAGCCUGCAGGGCUCCUGGGUUGAACUCCACUUCAGCAGCAAUGGAAGUGGCAAUGGAAGCACUGCCACCAGCCAAGAACAAGUACCUGCUUCCAUCUCCAUUCACAAUGGGGACAUGGAGAAAAUACUCCUGGAUGCUCAGCAUGAAUCUGGAAGGAGCAGUUCAAGAGAGAGUUCACAUUGUGACAGCCCUCCUCGUUCCCAGACGCCUCAGGACAGUCACAGAGCUUUGGAAAUAGAGAGUCACAGCAGUGGAGAAAAGAACAGCUUUCAGUCUGAAGAGGAUUUUCUGGAAAGGAGGAGGGAAGUCGAAAGGCUGCUGAGGAAGAACGCGGAUUGGAUCUGGGAUUGGUCCAGCAGGCCGGAGAACAUCCCUCCAAAGGAAUUCCUGUUCAAGCACCCCCGGCGCACAGCGACUCUCAGCAUGAGGAACACCAGCGUCAUGAAGAAGGGCGGGAUUUUCUCAGCGGAAUUUUUGAAGGUUUUCCUCCCCUCUCUGCUGCUUUCUCACUUGCUUGCCAUUGGACUAGGCGUGUACAUCGGCAGACGCCUCACGACCACAGCCUCCAGCAGCACCUUUUAAAGGCACCUGAAAUGGAGCUGCAAAGCCCAGCGCUGGUCUGGGAGGGCAGGAGGUGAAGAGCAGAAGCGGCCGAGCCUGCGGUGACUCCCUGAGCGGGGUGUGCUGUUGUGUAGGUGUUGUGUGCCUAGUGUAGUGAGGAGGGGCAAGGAGGUGCUGAAGCCAAUAACUAUCAUAGCUAAUCUGCUGGAUCAAUUCAUAGAGCUUGUCCCAGCUGCACCCACGGCUGUCAUUGCUUUGUAGUGAAGUAUCUUUGAAAAUUACGAGAGCUUGAUGUUUCAAACCAACCCUAGCUUUACUGUAGCGAUGGUGACUCAGCUUGGUGCUCAUCUAACUGCUGUUCCUUGUACUUCAUGGAUGUGAAUGUUUGUCACUGCAGCUGUAACCAUGACAACAAGGGAUUAGCCCAAGAAAACGUGUGGCCUCAUGUACAACGUUGGGACUUCAGAGGGGUCUUUGCCUCACUCGAAGCGGUUCCUUCCUCGUGUGGGUUUUGCUUCACUCUUUCACGAUUGUGUGAGGUGGGAAAUGCUGGGGCGGGGGGAGACAGAUUCUGCUGGGAGAGAUGAGUGUGAGGGAAACUGCACCUGUUUUUACUAGUUCAGAGCGUGAUGCACAACAGCCUGAAGUAAAAUUUGGACUUUAAUGGCUUAUUUUGCAAAGACAUUUAUUUAACUCCCCAAUCAAUAGAAGUUUCUUCUGUUGUAUCUACUUGCAGACUGCUGCUUCUCAGUCUUUUUAUCUGUACAAUAAUACAUCUGCAUCCUAUAUUUGCCUCAUCCUUGUAUAGAUUGAAAGAAAAUGGUUGCCUGCUUCUUUGUUUUUACUAAUGGAAUGCCUUUUCAUUCAGUGAUUUUACCUUAUUUAAUGAGAAGAAAGUGAAUGUUUGCCAAAUACCAUGUUUUAUAUAUUUAAAUAAAAAGGUUCCUUGUGGA